This is a messenger RNA of Aspergillus udagawae, 450 nucleotides long. RefSeq lists its product as uncharacterized. Bases 1 to 450 code for a protein of 149 amino acids. The transcript has a single exon. NCBI's taxonomy places the organism in Eukaryota, Fungi, Ascomycota, Eurotiomycetes, Eurotiales, Aspergillaceae. The record is from RefSeq and is a predicted model, not a curated record.
AUGGAGCAAGAAUCGUCGACACCACUGUAUCUUCGACGGGCUCUAGCAAUCACCCUUGCGCUCACUGCACUCCGUCAACUCAAAUCCUGCCGUGUAUCCUAUCUGUUUCCCUUCUCGAAUCUUCUCACAGAUGAAGUCGACAAAAUGUUCGCUUACGCGCUGAAUACAAGCACACUGUUCUUCGCAUGGUGUAUCGCCGAGCCUUCCAUCGCCCACCCUAUUUUUAUAAACCUGAAUACAUUGCGCUAUACCCUGGCCGGUAUCAUUCUCUCUCUCACCGUAUGCGGCGAUAGCCCCCUCAAGCGCCUUCUUGUCGGAUUCGCAAUCGGGGCAUGUUGGAUCAUCGGAUGGACGAUCACGUCUGCGGAGCAGCGGGCGGCCUAUUGGCGGUUCCUGAGAGGCGGGCUGGGUUUCACGCUAAUUAAUUUGUGGCAGAAGGCCGCUCUUUAG